Fusarium coffeatum is the source of this 1404-nucleotide messenger RNA. RefSeq lists its product as uncharacterized. Lineage: Eukaryota; Fungi; Ascomycota; Sordariomycetes; Hypocreales; Nectriaceae. The record is from RefSeq and is a predicted model, not a curated record. Bases 1 to 1404 code for a protein of 467 amino acids. The transcript has 7 exons. Gene Ontology annotation, molecular function: heme binding; monooxygenase activity; iron ion binding.
AUGGUAUCAUUCGAUCAGACAACCGCUUGGAAUUUGUUCAGUUCUUACAAUGGAUCGAUUUUCGAAACUGCGGCGACCUCUCGCGCCCUGACCGCCGUAGUCGCUGGACUUGCCGUCCACCACCUAAUCCUGCGCAAAGGCGAAUGGCAUCUGAAGGCGCCCAUCAUCAUUGAAACCUGGCUAUGCUUUUUCCCAGUUCUCUACGAGACGCUUGUAAAAAUUGAUGGACCCGGAAGUAAAACGCGCAAGUCUGAUUUCUAUGACUUCUUGUGGCCCGCAGCUGGUCUAGUCAACUUCCGGGACGUUCCUUUCCAUGAUGCACGCCGCAGGAUCUGGAUGCAAGCUGUCUCUGCCAAGAACCUUCCUAUCUACGAGUCCCAGAUCGCUGACCAUGCAGAGAAAUGGGAAAAGCUCAUCGCAACUCAUGCUGCUAAAGCAAUCGUGGUCCCGUUCAGAGAUAUGGCAUACUGGUAUGCAUUCGACGUGAUGGGUAUGUUCAUGCUGUCUGAAUCCUUCGACAUGAUCAGCAGCAGCGGGAGCCAUUGGGCCGUCGACAAUCUCCGUCGUGCGAUGAAGAUUCUAGGGCCAUGCCAAAUGACGCCGUGGUUGGCACAGAUAGGCUUCAAGUAUCUGAAAGGAUAUUGGCUCGUGCGUGACUGGCACGCUACAGUGAACUGGUGCAGAGAGCGUCUGCAAGACCGUAUCAAAAACGACAACGGAGCCACGAAUAUCGCAUCUUAUUUGAUAUCUGACUCGAUUUGUAAUGACUCGGUAGAAAAAGACGAGAACCUUCUGACUGGCGAAGCAGUUGUUGGUAUCAUUGCAGGCAGUGAUACGACCGGCCCUACACUGACGAUGGUGUUUUAUCUGCUCGCCAAACAUCCCGAACAUCAGUCUAAACUAUACGAAGAGCUCCAGCAAAUCGAUGUCACAGACCGAGAGGCAUUGAAGAAAUUACCGCAUCUGAACGCCAUCAUUGAUGAAACUAUGCGCUGCUACCCUGCCAUCAUGACUGGAGGGAACAGGGACACUCCACCAGAAGGGAUGGCGAUAGCAGGACGUUUCAUCCCAGGUGACGUGACGAUUGUAUCACCACGUUAUAGUAUUUUUCGAUCUGAAAGAUGUUACAUCGACCCUCAUGAGUUCAUACCCGAGCGCUGGACCAGCAGACCCGACUUGGUCAAAGAUAGCCGGUCCUUUCGGCCAUUCGCAUCUGGACGAUAUUCAUGUGUUGGUAAAAGCCUAGCACUUACACAGCUUCGCGUAGUCACGGCCCUGUUCGUAUCCAAGUUCCACUUUGCCUUUGCUCCAGGGGAGGACCCGGAUUUGACCGUGAAGAGUAUGAAGGAUCAGUUCACUACAGCGCCUGGUCCGCUCAAGCUAGUAUUUGAGUCAAGGAAUUGA